AAAAAAAAAAGGGGUUGUAUUUACACUUUUGUUCCCCGUCCAAACGGUAAGGUAACUUGGGUUUUCAAAUCUAGGCUGCGUGAUUUGGAGUUUGAGACUAGACUCUGGCGCUCCUCCAUUUUUUCCAAUUCUUCUCAUUUCAUUCUAAUUCCAUCAGGUUAAUUCCAUUGUUGGUGAAUUUCAUAAAAAAUAAAUGAAAAUUGUUUAGAGCCAUGUUGCCGUCUAGGUUUUCUUUCUUUGGAGGUGGGGGAUCAAAAAAGGUUGGAAAUUCUGUGGAAGGCGGUAGAAGUGAAUUGAAUCCAACAUUAAAACUGCAAACAGAUAGAGAUGUGUAUAGAGCUGGAGAUUCUGUUUAUGUUACAAUUGAGAUCUGCAAUCCCCUUACUAGUGACAAUUCUGGUAGCACUGUACCUUCCCUUUUGAUUGAAAGGCUUGGCUUCGAGAUUAAAGGGAUCGAGAAGUUGGAUACGCAAUGGUUUGCCACCCAAAAACCAUUGGCUGGAACAAAAAGAAAGAGAGGUGAACAUGUCUUUUUGGACUGUUCAACACCAUCAAUGGUUUCAAAUCAGAUUGUGCCUUCUGGCUCUGCAAAAACUUAUGUGGUAUGGGCUGUGCUACCAAGUAUUAUACCACCAUCUUACAAGGGUGCUACCAUUCGUUAUUUAUAUUAUGUUAAGAGUACUCUAUCUGUUCGAUGGCUGAUACUGGAAAAUGGUCACUCCAGCGAGGAAUCAGUAAAAGAUCUUACCGAAGUGGAGGCCCGUGUUCCUUUGCAAGUAUGGGUAACUCAGAAAAGAAACGGCUUGGUAAUGGGAGAUGGUCAAAGUGAUGGUAUUGUUCCUGCUACAACCAUCCAGACGGAUACAUACUGGAAAGAGAUGGGUGGAGAUGCAGAAUGGUUACAGGCUAGAGUGAGUGACAUGUAUGAUGGUGUUGAGGAAGGGUAUGAGAGCUCAAGGGAUGAAAUAUCAUCUGUUUCAUCCUAUAAUCCUUCAAAGGAAAAUCUGUAUAAAACCUUUGGAAGUUCCCUAUCCUUGCAAUCAACAGACCGUUUGAGUUUAUCUUCAAAUGUUGGACUUCCUCGGUUAUCAGUAGCAGAGGUCUUGCAUGAUUCUAAUGCUGAUAUUUUGCCAGCAGAGAAGCCAUCGGCCAUUUUAUCUCCAAGUCAGCAGUGGACUCCUACAAGAUCCCUAGCUGCGGAUGAUAUAACAGGAGUAUCUUCUGCACCGAGCCCAAGAGCCACUGAGUCUGUGGCAUCAGAAGGCUUUAUUCGAGGAAGGUCUUAUAAUAUCAGGAUGGAUGACCAAAUUUUGCUAAGAUUUUCCCCUAAGAAUUCUGAGUCCACGUAUUACUUCAGUGAUAUGAUAGGCGGGACUCUUACUUUCUUUCAUGAAGAAGGCACUAGAAGAUGCCUUGAGGUUUCAGUCACGCUGGAAACUUCUGAGACUAUAAAUCGACGUUUUGUUCAUCCUUCCAGAAGGAAUUCUCCAACAAUUACAAAGGUUCAAAGCGAUCAUCAUGAGGUUGUUGCUGAUUUGGUACAGACAAGUUUUCUCUUUUCUAUUCCCAUGGAUGGCCCCAUGUCCUUUUCCACUCCUCAUGUCUCGGUGCAAUGGGCUCUAAGAUUUGAAUUUUUCACUACUCCAAAGAAUGUAGAUUGGACAAGAUAUGAGCACCCUCUUUUAAUAGAAGGUAGAGACAAAAGUGAGUGGGUUCUUCCUAUAACUGUGCAUGCACCUCCAACUGGAACUCCAGCCGCCCACACUAGGAAUGAGAAACCUUUCUCUUUAGAGUCCUUGUGGGUUCAUGGUUGAAGUUUUGCGGAAAAGAGCUCCCAGGCGUCACAGUUGAAUGGCAUAGCUUUUUGACUGGCGAGACUUUGAGGUUCACAGUAAAUGCAUUGGCACCUGGCUAUAAAUGCAGGCAAUGUGGAGCAUGUAACGGUUUUUGCAUCCAAGUUACCCCCACGAUAUCAAUAGCCUUUUCUCUUCUUUGUCUAUUAAGAAAGCCUGCACCAUAAAGCAGAAGGGAUGAAAUUAUGGGAGACGAAUCAAAUGUGAAGGAAAUCAAACAACAAUGGUCUGUGUCAAUACAUGUCCCACAGCUCCAUGUAUUUGUUGACUUGCAAAUGUUAACUAAUAAUAGAAGCAAAUAUUAACUAAUGAUGAGAUGAUUUUAUAAUUUCUUGUUUAUUUUUUGAAAGUUUAAUC
Messenger RNA from Durio zibethinus, 2210 nucleotides. RefSeq lists its product as uncharacterized. NCBI's taxonomy places the organism in Eukaryota, Viridiplantae, Streptophyta, Magnoliopsida, Malvales, Malvaceae. The record is from RefSeq and is a predicted model, not a curated record.